This is a messenger RNA of Mya arenaria, 2534 nucleotides long. Its product is annotated as LHFPL tetraspan subfamily member 3 protein-like. Lineage: Eukaryota; Metazoa; Mollusca; Bivalvia; Myida; Myidae. The coding region runs from base 161 to 1324 and encodes 387 amino acids. The record is from RefSeq and is a predicted model, not a curated record. The transcript has 4 exons. Gene Ontology annotation, cellular component: plasma membrane. Gene Ontology annotation, biological process: sensory perception of sound.
AAGACGCAAAACCAGUUUGACAAGUCUAAAAAUAGACUUACCUGUGAAAUUUUCUGUUUACAACAGUUGAGGUGUACAAAGGUGUCAGCCUCACCCGUCUGGACUUCGUUUUUCUUUAUUUUCGUUUUCGUUUCUAACUGUUAUUGUAAUUACAGUCAAAAUGGAGUGGAAUACUGAACUGACAAAAAUCCAUCACACAAAUUACGUGCGAAAUUCACGCGCAAUCACAGUCGCUUGGUUUAUUUUUUCCGCUUGUUACACGAUUCUCAAUGUCGUUGCUUUCCUGCAACCCUUCUGGUUCGGUGAUACAGUGGAGAGUCCGGGGGUAGGUUAUUUUGGGCUGUAUGAGUGGUGCGAGAGAGCGCAAGGAUCGGACUACACGUGUAGAGGGGACUUUCUCGAUUUUAACACGAUCCAAAACAACUAUUUCCGGGCUGCAAGUUUCCUGGUUGGAGGAGCUGCACUGUUGUUCAUUAUCACAAUCAUUCUGAUGGGCCUGUUCCUGUUUCUUAAAGCCAGAAUCGUCUUGCGAAUUUGUGGAACAUUGCAAAUGAUUGCAGCUGUGUUCAUGGCAGUUGGCUGCAUAAUCUACCCAAACUCUUUUGACGAUGAAAAUGUACGACGUAUCUGCGGCCAGAGUGCUAAGCCCUACAUGAUGGACAAGUGCCAGAUUCGAUGGGCAUACAUUCUUGCGAUCGUGUUGAUAUUUGAUGCCUUGAUCCUGGCCAUACUAGCCUUUGUGAUUGCAGCACGUCAGGCGAGAAGCUUGUCCAACGAGUUUCAAAAACUGAAGGAGGAUCGUUUGAGCUAUAUUCGAGAUUGGCGAGAUGAGUCUCAUAUCAACAAUGGCUUUAGUGGUACCCUGACUCGAUCCAACCUUUCAACUCUUCCUAAGCAACCAACAAUGUUUGCAGUUCGACAACGCCAUUCCUACACAAAACAGGAAACAACAAACACAGCAGCCAGCCACUCUUUCACACCAUUAGACAACCAAAAUGGAGCUUCAUUUGAACCUCUUGUAAUCCCUGUUGUCAAUUUCGCAGAGUCUCCAUCCAGUUCAAAGAAAUCGAGCCCGAGGGAGGAAAGGAUUUCACACUCAAUGUCACAAAAAUCAAAUGAAGGUCAAAGGUCACUAAGUUCUGAAGGUCAAACGUCGCCAAGAUCAGAAGACGAAUCUACACCAAGGCAAAAUGAGUUUGAGGUUCAGGAUCGGUUUGCAACCGUUCAUUCGGACUCUGAUAGCGAUAUUUCCUUCGAAAACAUUGGUGACUUUGACGCUCAUGAUGCAAAACAUCUAGAUGAUGAGGGCAACAUUCAACUUUGAACUAUGCAGGUUCUGCAAUGCAAAUGGAAAGUAAAACUAAAACAGUGACUGGAGCUUUUAACCCAUUAUAUGCUUAAACCUGAACAUUUUUUAUCACUUUAUGCUUCACAUCAUUUAUAUCAAACAAGUUAACAAAACUUUUAGAUGUUGGGAUAUAAUGAACUCCAAGUAAAACAUUAAAUUUCCCAAGAAAUUGUUAGAAGCAGAUUUUACUGUAGCAGUUGCAUGAACAAAAUAAUUUAUAUCUUAGGGGGUUGCUGUUUUGUAUUUUCAAUAAAAGAAAUAAUAAUCUAGCCUCUACUGUGGUACAUGGACAUAUUCACAAUUCUGCUGGCCUGCUUUGACUCGGACAAAAAAUGUUCUCAUAUAUAUUUUAACAAACUACUCGUACAAAUGUAUGCUCAUGGAUUUUUGCUAUCAUUCGUUAUAAUUGCUGUACCAUACAUGAACACUUUGUAAUACUACUGUUUGCAAAUGAAGUUAAGCGUUUGAAAGUUUUGGAGCAUUGAUUGAUCAUACCUGUCUAACCUUUUGCUCCACCGCAACCACCACACUUUUAAAGCCCGUCAUUCAACUGCCAACAUUAGCUAUUGAACGUAUUCUUUUACGUAUCAAAAACUGAUAUACCCGCAAAACAUCCAUACAUGGAGGGUUUACAUUGGUUUCACAUCAACUUGCCAAUCAAAUCAGUGCCUAAAAUUACCUUUUGAAGAUCUGAAAACUUACUGUUCAAGGUUUCUUUAAAGGCAGAACAAAUUGACUUUCCUCCCAUGGCAAAAAGGUUUUAUGACUGUGCUUUAAUUAUGAUUGACAGACAUUUUAUUCCGUUUAUUUGCAAACAGUAGUAAAUGGGGCCAAUAGGCAAGUGCUUAUAAUAUUCACUUUCACAACUUUAAUAUGAAGUCUGAGAAUAUGAGGGUUCAUAGGGACGUAAGUUUCUUCAACACAUACCUUAUGAUUGUAUACUUUAACAAAAUGAUGUAUUAAGCUGUAGUGCUUUUUUGUAGACACUUAUUUUUAUAAAAUAAUUUUUUGAGUAAUAUCUUUAGAGUGAUGGUUGUGCAGAUGUUUGUUUUCAUUCUGACUUGUUCCAGUUGUUUUUUUUUGUUAGUUGAGCAGGUAUAUAUACUGAAAUAGUUAUACAUGUAUUUAAAUGUACAUUCUCUUGUGCUUUAUAUUUUUCCAUGUAAAUAAAGUUUGCUUGAACAGA